AUGCGGAACUUUCCUGACCUCCUCCUGGUCAUUGCGUUCACCCUGCGCGUCCUUAGCAGCCAAUUCCAAAUGUCGAUGGCAGCUACGGUCAAUGCAAGUGCCCCUACUAGCGACAACCACCAAUCCAACAAGGCAAAGUCGUCGCUACGAGUGGCCGAUCCUGCGGCCGACGAAGACAGGAGUUUGCUCACGUCCGCUGUAUCGUGGCUUGAUAAAAAUAUGUGGCUUGCAGUCGGUAAGACUGACGACGAGGUCAAGGAGCUGUUGGGGCUGAAAGGACUUACCGGCACUGAGCUCGUGACAGCUUCGGGCUUUAAAAUUUUUGAAGGGUUCCAACACGCUCGUAAGGAGAUCGAGCUGAAGAAGUGGCUUUCCGAGCACAAGACCGCGCACAUUGUUUGGAUGCUGCUGAAGCCGAAAAAAAUGCCGCUAGACGAAUUCAUGCGUUCCGAUGACUACGGGCGGUACUUGCGCUACGCAAGGAUGGAAGACGACGCCAUUUAUCAGCGGUUCUGGAAAAGCGAAGAAGACGUUGUUGUUGACCCCGACGAGUUGCCAGUGGAACUGAAUGCGAGAGUGGAUAUGUGGGCUGAGUCAAAAAGGCCGUGGAUCUUUGUCAAGAGGAGGUUGGGUAUUAAGGACAGUAUCUUCAUCAAUACCAUACUGUCACACCCAAAGUUCGAGUAUUACCUCGCGUGGCUGGAACGCAUAAACUCUCCCACGGCUGCAACGCUGAAGAAAGCGCAAUAUAUUCGGCAGCAGAAACUCAAAAGCCAAUCAGAACAGCGUCAACAAGGCCAUGCUGCGACUCCGAAGGGGGCAAAACGGCUGUACGAGAGGAUCCCGAUGUAG
Molecule: messenger RNA, 852 nt
Organism: Hyaloperonospora brassicae
Lineage: Eukaryota; Oomycota; Peronosporomycetes; Peronosporales; Peronosporaceae
Source: the annotation of a GenBank genome assembly